AUGCACGGCAAGGAUGUGGCCGAUCAACCGUGCAAGUGCUCCUGGAGCAAAGAAUGCAGCGAAAAUGAAAGAGGAAUAAAUCAGGUUACACACUUUUAUGUUGGAAUUGCAAUGUUGAAUUUAUCAAUUAAUCGUAUUUUAGAGAUUAAGACACAACAUGCCCGAAGCGUGAUGUGGACAUUAGUAGCCGUUAUGUCCACCACUGCAGGAGAAGUUGGCUUGCUUUUGCAGACCAUGUCAUGCAGCCCAAAGACGACGCGUUAA
Molecule: messenger RNA, 264 nt
Organism: Protopolystoma xenopodis
Lineage: Eukaryota; Metazoa; Platyhelminthes; Monogenea; Polystomatidea; Polystomatidae
Source: the annotation of a GenBank genome assembly